AUGAGCACUUACAGUGACGAGACGUUACUGUGGCUAAUAGGUGACUGCUUCCGAAACAAACUGAGAAAUCUCAUUCAAGUGGAGCCAGUGCUGGAUUACAUCCACUUCAUUGAGAGAGAUAAAAAGGAUGUAAUCCUGAAUAAAGCGAAGUCUGAGAGCAACCAUCGAGCAGUCGAUAUGCUUAUAGAUACUAUAAUUGCCAUGCCACGGCGGGCCGGAUGGUUUAGAGAAUUUCUGAACGCUCUUAUGAUGGCAGGAUGUAAAUACGCUGCGAGAAUAGUGGAUUCAGACGAAAACUCCAGUCCCGAUAUGGACGCGGAGAACGACUACUGUGUUCAGUUAAUAAAUCUUCUUGCUCCCAGUCUCGUACGGAUGAAAACGGCUGAUGUUUGCCUGGUUGGCUACGCAUUGGAUAUUCUCAAUGCCGACGAUAAGGAAAAUAUCGAAGCGGAGACACGAAACAGGGGAAACAUGAGUGGUGCCCGUGUUCUCUUGCGGCGAAUCGUUCAGAAACCGCCAGGCUGGUUCUCUACGUUUCUAGAGGUGCUUAGAAAAACCGGGCAUCCGGACUUGAUCCGAGAGCUAACUGGAACACCUCCAUCUGAACUCACGUGUGUUAAUGGAAAUGAGAAUCAAAUACAGGGAACGCCCAUUGGAAACCUCAACGGAUUAGAUCAUGCAAUAUCCACGCCAACAGAGAUCGAGCUGUACUGCUCUGACGUCAGCCACGAGGAAGAUUUGGAUCAGGACGAAGACGUGGAUUCGGCAGAAGCAGGCGGCCAUGGUGCUGCUGACGGAGCGGCGGCGGAUGCAGGGGAGGCGGACAUCGCUCUCUGGGAUUACCAGAUGGAGGUAGCUAAGCCUGCCCUCCAAGGAAAAAAUGUUAUUAUCAGCCUCCCGACGGGCAGCGGGAAAACCAGAGUGGCCCUACACAUAACCAAAGACCACCUUGACCACAGAAAACAGCAGGGUCUUCCUGGGAAAGUGGCCGUGCUCGUUAACCGGGUCGUUUUGGUGGAGCAACACUACAACAAAGAGUUCAGCAAGCUUCUAAAGCACCGUUACUGUGUGGAAAGGAUCAGUGGUGAAUCCAAGCUCAAAUUAGCCUUCUCCGAAAUGGUGAAAACCAAUGACGUCAUCAUCUGUACAGAUAUGAUACUGGAGAACUUCUUAGCAAGGGCCAUGUCUGAGGAGGAUAAUGGAAUCAACCUCUCAGAUUUUUCCCUCAUUAUUAUUGAUGAGUGUCACCACACACAGAAAGGGGACGUGUACCAGCAGAUACUGAUCCGCUACCUGACCCAAAAAUUCAAGAAUGAAAAGAACAGGAAGGAGCGAAAACCAGAGCUUCCUCUACCUCAGAUCCUGGGCCUCACAGCUUCACUUGGGGUUGGAGGAGCCAGCCAAACUGAAAAAGCCCAAGAGCAUAUCCUCAGGAUAUGUGCUAAUCUGGAUGCAUCCGCAAUAAUGACUGCAGAUUUGAGCGAUCGGACCAAAGGACCAUUCAAGAAAGUCAAAAUGGCCAGUAGGAGACAACAGGAUCCUUUUGGUGAUGUCAUCAGAGAGAUCAUGAAGAGCAUUGAAGAACACGCAAGACUGCGUCCCUCAGCAGAACCAGGCACCCAGUGUUAUGAACUCUGGGUAGUGGAUCAAGAGAAGCAAGCUGCCAGGGAAGGAGAUCAACGCAUUCGAGUGUGCUCCAAACACCUCCGUCAGUACAAUGAGGCUUUGGUUCAAAGCAACACCAUCCGAAUGGCCGACGCCUUUGGCCUCCUCCACAAAUUCUACAAGGAGGAGUACCAAAAAAAGUAUCCCACCGAAGAGGGAGAAAGAGUGCGGCUGACCGACACAGAGAAGUUUCUGUUCAAGUUGUUUCAAGAUAAGAAGCAGAACCUUCGGGAUCUGGUGAACCAGCCUCAGUUUGAGAACAGAGCGUUGGCGUUACUGCGUGAGACCAUCCUGCAUGAGUUCACGUCUAGAAAUAAGGCCAGGGGGAUCAUUUUCACUGAAACGCGACUUAGUGCCAUCGCCUUGCAUCACUGGAUUCAGCAAAACGACAAAUUCGAAGAGGCAGAGGUGAGAUCGAGCUAUCUCAUUGGAGGAGGGGACCAGAGUGCCGUGAGGCCAAUGACUUCGAGGGAUAAAGACAUUGUUCUCGGGAAGUUCCGUUCAGGGGAAAUAAACCUACUAGUGGCAACAACAGUAGCUGAGGAAGGCCUAGACAUAGAAGAGUGUAACGUGGUCAUUCGGUAUUGCCUGGUCACCAAUGAGAUCGCCAUGAUUCAAGCCAGGGGAAGAGGAAGGGCUGAAGACAGUAGCUACAUUGUGAUUGGAGUGGAAGGAUCUGGAGUUUCUGAGCGCGAGCGUGUGAACGAGUCCAGGGAGAAAAUUAUGACCAAAGCAAUUCAGAGGGUCCAGCAGAUGAGUCAGAAAGAGUAUCAAGAGAAGGUGAAGACAUAUCAGCUGGAGGCAAUUUUGGAGAAAAAAUGUCGCACGAGAAGGAGCGAAGAGAAAAAAAAGAAAAAGAAGGACCCGUCAUCCGUGAGGCUCCGUUGCCGUGGCUGCGAACAGGCCGUGUCUCCCGGAACGGACGUUGAAGUCAUUUCCGGUGCACAUCACGUCAUAAUGACAGACGACUUCAAAAAAAAGUUCAGAGUCUUGAAAACUAAAAAUCAGACACUCCCCCAAGCUGAAACCAAAGUCGUUGCAUGUAAAGGAUGUGGACAUAACUGGGGUUUCAUGAUGUGUCAUCGCGGAAUCGACUGUCCCUGUAUUAACAUCCCUGGUUUUGUGGUGUCUGUUAACGGGGAUGUGGGAACGUUCGACAGCUGGACGGAUCUCGACGUGGAAUUCCCUGCUUUUGACUACUUUUCUCACGCCUCUCGCUUUAUGUUUGACUCCGACGAGGAGAUCAGCAGUUAG
This is a messenger RNA of Chanos chanos (milkfish), 2919 nucleotides long. RefSeq names its product interferon-induced helicase C domain-containing protein 1-like. The transcript is spliced from 17 exons. The record is from RefSeq and is a predicted model, not a curated record. Gene Ontology annotation, molecular function: single-stranded RNA binding; zinc ion binding; hydrolase activity. Gene Ontology annotation, cellular component: cytoplasm. Bases 1 to 2919 code for a protein of 972 amino acids. Gene Ontology annotation, biological process: MDA-5 signaling pathway; antiviral innate immune response. Lineage: Eukaryota; Metazoa; Chordata; Actinopteri; Gonorynchiformes; Chanidae.